AUGUCCUUCUUCCGUGUCGCCGCUCGCGCCGUCCGCGCCCCCGCACAGCCCCGUAUCCAGGUCGCAUCGCGCAUCCAGCGUCUCAACCAGGCCAGAACUUUCAGCGUCGCCAGCGUCAAGCGUGCCGACGUCGAUGCACACGACCCCCACCACGAGGAGAGCUUCGAGGAGUUCACCGCCAGAUACGAGAAGGAAUUCGAGGCCGUCCAGGAUGUUUUCGAGCUCCAGCGCAACCUGAACAACGCCUUCGCCUACGAUCUCGUCCCCGCUCCCUCGGUCAUCGUUGCCGCUCUCAAGGCCGCCCGCAGAGUCAACGACUUCCCUACCGCCGUCAGAGUCUUUGAGGGCAUCAAGGCCAAGGUCGAGAACCAGGCUCAGUACGACGAGUACCUCACCGAGCUCGAGAGCCUCAGGAAAGAGCUUGGCAUCGAGCUCAGAGAGGCCAUGUACCCCGAGUCCUCGUAAAUUAUAUCCGUUUCCACCUGUCGAUAGAGGAUGAAAUCAUCAACGCCAUUCCACUUACACAUGUCCGAGAGAACGAACAAGACGAAAGAUGAAAUGUAAUAUUUUCUUGCUUGACAGUCGACGAAAGCGGGAGGGGCUCCCCAUUGGAUCGUUGUGUACCUCGCCCGCAGCAAUGUAUAUUGUUUCAAACUCAUGCCUUUGUUUUCCUGGUCCAAUCUUGCCCCGAAGCAAGCGCCACAAUGAUACUGAGAGGACAUGUAUGCUUACAGAUUACUAAUAUUGGAUACACAAAACACAGAUGUAUGAGCAGUAUAUACUUAGCUAAGCCGCCACCGAAAUAGCAGUCCCACUGAUUCUUCAU
Molecule: messenger RNA, 826 nt
Organism: Aureobasidium pullulans EXF-150
Lineage: Eukaryota; Fungi; Ascomycota; Dothideomycetes; Dothideales; Saccotheciaceae
Product: COX5A-domain-containing protein
Exons: 4
Coding region: 1-465 (154 amino acids)
Biological process (GO): mitochondrial electron transport, cytochrome c to oxygen
Cellular component (GO): mitochondrial inner membrane
Source: RefSeq, a predicted model, not a curated record